Messenger RNA from Musa acuminata subsp. malaccensis (wild Malaysian banana), 1005 nucleotides. Its product is annotated as LOB domain-containing protein 14-like. Gene Ontology annotation, cellular component: nucleus. The record is from RefSeq and is a predicted model, not a curated record. NCBI's taxonomy places the organism in Eukaryota, Viridiplantae, Streptophyta, Magnoliopsida, Zingiberales, Musaceae. Gene Ontology annotation, biological process: positive regulation of DNA-templated transcription; hormone-mediated signaling pathway.
UAUAAGCGACCCAGGUGGUGCGUCUCGAAUAGCUCACCGGUGAACUGCACCACGUAACGUUUCCGAGGGUGGAAGAUGGCAGGACUUGGCUCUCCCUGCGGAGCUUGCAAGUUCUUGAGGAGGAAGUGCGUCAACGGCUGCGUCUUCGCACCGUACUUCCACCACCAGCACGGCGCAGCCCACUUCGCGGCCAUCCACAAAGUCUUCGGUGCCAGCAACGUCGCCAAGCUGCUCAUGCACCUGCCCAUGGCGGAUCGCCCAGAGGCCGCCGUCACCAUAUCCUACGAAGCACAAGCGAGACUCCAAAACCCUAUCUACGGCUGCGUCGCCCAUAUCUUCGCCCUCCAGCAGCAAGUGGUGAAUCUGCAAGCACAAGUAGCCUCGCUCGAGGCACAAGCCGCGCGAAGACGUGGGAACGGCAUUCCCGUCGGUUCCAUCGGUCAACUAGAAGACAUGCUCUGCAACACAGGGCCACCCCAUCGACAAGAUCUGCAGGGCUUCAUUGAUCAGGCUGGGGAUAGGAAGACGCCACCUCAGUUUGCUUCGACUCUCUCGAUGGAUGUGAAUUGGUACCCCAACUCUGUUUGGUCCUUGGAGGAGAGCACGCCUCCGACCAACUUCGACAUGGCCGAUGAGGAUUUCUCCUUCGAGGCUUUCUCUCUGACGUCCUGUUUUGACAUGGAGGACGAGUUUUGGAGGUCAGCAUGCCAUGGCAAUGGAGACCUGCAACCAGCAGCCUCUGCUGGUGCUGGGCGUUCAUGGGGUCGUGGGAUUCAUUGACGUCUCCGUUCCAUUCUUUACUGUCGAUGCCAUCGUUCUUUACUGCCGAUGCUCGACAUGCAUGAGAUUUGAUUCCAAUACAAUUAUAUACAGUUAAUUAGCAACAAGGUACCCAAUUGUUCUUAAGAGGAGAAUCUAAGGAUAGAUUCAGGGCUUCUUUCUCGUACCUGUCUGUAGAACAGUGAUUAAUAUGGAAUCUUGUUCUUUGUGAGAUUAGGAUGAUCA